This is a messenger RNA of Carassius auratus (goldfish), 1117 nucleotides long. Its product is annotated as C-type lectin domain family 19 member A-like. The transcript is spliced from 5 exons. NCBI's taxonomy places the organism in Eukaryota, Metazoa, Chordata, Actinopteri, Cypriniformes, Cyprinidae. The record is from RefSeq and is a predicted model, not a curated record. Bases 384 to 953 code for a protein of 189 amino acids.
AACAGACAUUUUUAUAACAGUAUAAAUGUCUUAGUUGUUACUUUGAUUUAUUCAAUGCAUCCUUCAUUUAUAAAAAAAAUCUUACUGACCCCAAAUUAUCAAAGGAUAUUAUAUGUAGUAAAUUGUCCGCCCAGGGAGCAUUAGAUAAUGACACAAAAAAAAAAAUAUCAGUUUUAGGCUCUUGGGUUCUCUCUUUCUCCCUUUCUUACACAGUCUGGUGUCAGUGUUUUGGACUUGAUCAAGUAGGAAGAGUCCAAGAAAAGGGCAGGAGCUGAGAGAGGCUCGCCUCACACACCCUCUACUCUCCCCAAAACUUCACACUGUCCUGCAGCACACAUGCUCACAAACAUUCACAGACCUCAGUCUCCUCUCUUGCACUAAACAUGCUCUGUUGGGAACUGUGUUUAGCCCUACUGAUCACCGGCUUCCCAGUGUGGGCUCUGCCUUCAACAAACAUCAAGAUCACACAAGCACUGCCCCUGCAGCUGUCAGACUCAAACCAGCCUGUGGCAUGUCCGCUCUUCUGGACUGAAUUCGAGGGUUACUGUUACCGCUUCUUCCCCUUGAACCGCACCUGGGCUGAGGCAGAUCUGUACUGCGCUGAGUUCUCAAACGGACACAAAUCUGCCAAACUCACCUCCAUCCACAGCUGGGAGGAAAAUGUGUUUGUCUACGAUCUCGUGAACAGCCGUGUACCAGGAAUUCCAACAGAUAUUUGGAUUGGCCUUCACGAUAGAAGACAGGAGGGCACUAUGGAGUGGACAGACGGGUCACCCUAUGAAUACAGUUACUGGGAUGGAAAUCAACCAGAUGAUGGCAUCCAUCGCAUCCCUCAGGAGGAGGACUGUGUGGAGAUCUGGUACAGACAAAACAGUGCACUGAGGUCUUGGAAUGACAACAAUUGUGAUAAGGCUUUUCCAUUCGUCUGUAAGAUUCCCACACUGGAAAACUAACCUCAGAGCUAAGAUUGUGUAUCCAGUUCUUUAUCAUCAACACUGACACCCAACAUCACUCAAUCACAGCAUAGCAACAGAUGUCUGCUUAUCUCCAUCUCUCUCCAGCCUGACAUGGGCACUUCAUUUGCAUUUCUCUCCCCUUCACCCCCACCGUCCUCCUA